Molecule: messenger RNA, 534 nt
Organism: Ipomoea nil (Japanese morning glory)
Lineage: Eukaryota; Viridiplantae; Streptophyta; Magnoliopsida; Solanales; Convolvulaceae
Exons: 2
Coding region: 1-534 (177 amino acids)
Source: RefSeq, a predicted model, not a curated record
AUGGGGUCUGACUCGGCUUGUGAGAAUGGUUUGGUUGCUAAGAUGGGCUCUGAAUUUAAGAUCCGUGACAUGGGUCGCCUAUCCUUUUUCCUUGGUAUUGAGACGAUCCCGGUGGAUGAUGGUUUGCUUCUUUCACAGCAGCAUUAUAUGAAAGACAUUCUGAAGCGUGCAGGUAUGGUUGACUGCAAGGCUCUUGUCACGCCUGUUUCUCUGACUCGUGUGGAUGACGGUGUUGUGAUCCCAUAUGCUGACCUGACACAGUAUCGUAGUCUGGCUGGGGCUCUGCAGUAUCUUACAGUGACCCGGCCUGAUUCGUUUGCGGUGAACAGGAGCUUUGAAUUGGUUUGCCUCGUUUGUCUUCUCCCAGUUUGUGGUGGAAGGAUUAUCAUGCUGCUGGAAGAAAAGGAUGUUGACUACGUGAUUUAUGAUGAUCCCACCACCUUCAUCCUGACUGCUACGACUGCAGCCACGACUGCGACCGCCACUACUGCCACAACCGGGGCAACUGACAAGUCGGACAAGACAGCUGAUUAA